AUGGACUAUACUGUCGUCAAUGAUGUCCAUCUCUUGCGAGAAUCGGUUCAGUAUUCGUCCCAUUGGUGUCGUGUCUGUAAAACAGAGGAGGAAUGUAAGACAUGGGCGCCCGAACCACACGUGCCAUCAUCUGGUUGUGCAGCACUUGACCCGCCCUGGCACCGAUGGCCGCGUAGACCCAUAGCCGCCGAUACCGUAGAGCCGUAUCGUUGGCCGCACUCGAGUCCAACGAGUCGUCUGACCACUCGCUUAGCCAUAAGCCCGACGCGGCUGCGGCCGCAUUGGCCCCAACAUAGCUCAACACUCAUUUUGAUGCCUCCUUUGGCCAACACUUCUUUGUCUAUGAGUUUGCCUUUACUUUUAUCGGACACUUCUUCUUCAGUGCUGUGUUUAGUGCCUUCGCUGUCAUUAGAUCUGACGGACAAUUGCUUUUCUAUCAAUGGUUUCACUUUUUGCCAGAAUUUGCAACUCUUUCUCAUCGAUGUCUUCGGAUUCCUGUUUAACGACAUAUUCGGCAACAAAUUCAGCGAAUUCUCCACUUUUGGCCAUCAGUUCAUCAAAUGA
Messenger RNA from Medioppia subpectinata, 564 nucleotides. Lineage: Eukaryota; Metazoa; Arthropoda; Arachnida; Sarcoptiformes; Oppiidae. The record is from the annotation of a GenBank genome assembly.